AUGCUCUCCUUCAAGAAAGCCCUCGUUAUUUCACUCGCCUGCCUGACCCUCUUCUUCAUCUUCAAGUCGCAGCACCACGGCAGCACCGUUCCCAACUACCGCAAUGCCAACGACAUGCCCCGCCCCACCGCCUGGGUAAACCCCGCCGACCGCGAAAGAAAUAAGCAAAAAGAGGCAAAGGAAAAGGCUGCAAAGGAAAAGGAGGCGCAAAAGGCAAUGGCUGACAAGGCCACCAAGGCUGACAAGGCUGACAAGUCGUUCGACGUGCCCGAUGCGCCUCCCAAGAAGCCCAAGACGCAGGUCAGCCUCGAUGAGCUGCGCAAGAAGCCUCUCACCGAGCAGCUCGAGUACCAAUUCCCCUACGACGUCGACACAAAGACACCAGCCUACAUCUGGCAGACGUGGAAGUACACCCCGGCCGAUGGCAAGUUUGAAGAGAUCUUCCGCGAGCCAGAGGCAAGCUGGAGUAUCCACCACCCUUCGUUCGUCCACGAGGUCAUUACCGACAAUGUCGCCACCCACCUCAUCAGACACUUGUACGCCUCGAUCCCCGACGUCAUCGAGGCCUACAAUUCCCUGCCCUCGCCUGUUCUCAAGGCCGACCUGUUCCGCUACCUCAUUCUCCUCGCGCGCGGCGGCAUCUACUCGGACAUUGACACCUCUGCAUUGAAGCCAGCCUUUGAGUGGAUUCCCUCUGAUGUCCCCGCAAACUCGUACGGCAUGGUCAUUGGCAUCGAGGCAGAUCCAGACCGCCCAGACUGGGCCGAGUGGUACUCUCGCCGCAUCCAAUUCUGCCAGUGGACGAUUCAGUCAAAGCCCGGCCACCCGGUUCUCGUCGAUAUCGUGGCCAAGAUCACGCAGGAGACUCUACGCCGCAAGCGCGAAGGCAAGCUCACCAAAGACCACAAGGCCGUCAUCGAGUUUACCGGCCCCGCCGUGUGGACCGAUGCCAUCUUUGCCUACUUCAACAACCCCGACUACUUUGACAUGACCACAAGCAAGGGCAACAUCACCUGGGAGAACUUCACUGGCAUGAAGGCCCCCAAGAAGGUGGGCGAUGUCAUUGUUCUUCCCAUUACCAGCUUCAGCCCUGGUAUCAAGACUAUGGGCGCUGGCGAAGAUGACGACCCAAUGGCUUACGUCAAGCACAGUUUUGAAGGCACCUGGAAGCCCGAUAACGAGCGCCACAUUGGUGAAAUUUUCAACUAG
Molecule: messenger RNA, 1209 nt
Organism: Exserohilum turcica Et28A
Lineage: Eukaryota; Fungi; Ascomycota; Dothideomycetes; Pleosporales; Pleosporaceae
Product: glycosyltransferase family 32 protein
Exons: 2
Coding region: 1-1209 (402 amino acids)
Biological process (GO): protein N-linked glycosylation
Cellular component (GO): mannan polymerase complex
Molecular function (GO): alpha-1,6-mannosyltransferase activity
Source: RefSeq, a predicted model, not a curated record